Triplophysa rosa is the source of this 2211-nucleotide messenger RNA. RefSeq lists its product as uncharacterized. The record is from RefSeq and is a predicted model, not a curated record. The transcript is spliced from 7 exons. Bases 1 to 1806 code for a protein of 601 amino acids. Lineage: Eukaryota; Metazoa; Chordata; Actinopteri; Cypriniformes; Nemacheilidae.
AUGGAUGGUGUGUUUGAUGUUGACGCAGGUGAAGUGAAGUCGGUGUCAGUGAUGGAGGGAGAUUCUGUCACUCUAAAGUCUGAACUCGCUUUCAUAACGGGUGAUCUUGUGCUCCAGUGGAGUUUUAAAGACACCCUCAUCGCCAGAAUGAACACAUCAAUCAAUAAAAAUGGCACAUUUAAUGUUGAAACUAAAAUAUUCAGAGACCGACUGAAGUUGAACGAUAAGACUGGAGAUCUCACCAUCACAAACACCACACUGCAAGACUCUGGAGCUUAUCUACUAAAUAUUCGUAUUGGAAAAAAGGUGACAAUCAAGAAAACCAGUCUCACUUUUGAUGCUCGGCCUGCUACACCAACUCCAUCAUCAUCACCAACUCCAUCAUCAUCAUCCCCAACUCCAUCAUCAUCAUCCCCAACUCCAUCAUCAUCAUCACCAACUCCAUCGUCUGAUAAAUGUAAAUGUAAAUGUAAAUGUGAAUGUGAAGGUGAAUGUGAAUGUAAACCAUCAUCCCCAACUCCAUCAUCAUCACCAACUCCAUCAUCAUCAUCCCCAACUCCAUCAUCAUCAUCACCAACUCCAUCAUCAUCAUCAUCACCACCUCCAUCAUCAUCAUCAUCAUCAUCAUCAUCACCACCUCCAUCAUCAUCCCCAACUCCAACUCCAUCAUCAUCAUCACCAACUCCUCCUCUGCCCAUCCUCGAAAUAACCAUCGAGGUAUCUCACUGUUCAGGUUCAAAAUGCUCUGCGUCGUGUUCAGUGAGGAAUGUGACAGAUGUGAGUCUCUCCUGGUACAAAGGGAAGAGUUUAUUGUCCAGCAUCGGUGUGUCUGGUCCGAAGAAUAUCUCUCUUCCUCUGGAGGUGGAAUAUCAGGACACAAACACAUACAGCUGUGCCAUCAACAAUCCCAUCACAGACCUCACACAACGUCUACACACCACUCAUGUCUGUCAAACGUGUGCAGUUGUGUGUUUGUGUUGUUCAGGUGUGUUUGGUGAUGAAGUGAAGAUUAUAGUGAUGGAGGGACAUUCUGUUACUCUACACACUCAUCUCACUGAUAUGAAGGGAGUUAUAUGGAUAAUAUGGAGUGUUGAAGAAGACGACUUAGUUAAAGUUCUACUUGUAAUGUCUGAAGGCAUAAUAGAUAAAGAUUUUGAUGAUGAGAGUUUCAGAGACAGACUGCAGAUCGAUCAGACUGGAGAUCUCACCAUCACAAACAUUAGACACAAACACUCUGGACGAUAUGAAGCAGAGAUCACCACUUACACUGGAACAACAUACAAGACAUUCAGAGUCACUGUCUUUGAUUCUCCACAUGUUAUCAGUGCUGGUGCAGGUGAUGUGAAGUCAGUGUCAGUGAGUGAAAGAGUUUCUGUGACUCUACACACUGAUGUCCAAACACACAGAGAUGAUCUGAUACUGUGGAGGUUUGGAGAUGAAGGUCUUCUCAUAGCUAAACAUGAUAAAGAAGACAAUAAGAGCUCAAUACGUGAUGAUGGGAUGUUCAGAGACAGACUGAAGUUGGAUCCUCACACCGGAUCUCUCACCAUCAGUGAUGUGAAAACCACAGACACUGGAGUUUAUAAACUGAAGAUCAGCAGCAACAACAGACAGACACAAUAUAAGACAUUCAGUGUUUCGUUCAACAAUAUCCACUGCUGUGACGCUGUCGAAGCUUUGAUGCGAUUGGUCGUCACUGCUGUGAUGGGCGUGGCCGCUGUGGCUGCUGUGAUUGUUCUGGGCUAUGACAUCAGAUCCAGACGAGAUGAGCACAAGAGAAAAUCACCAGAAACAUCUGAUGAAUGACAUUCUACAACAUCAGUAUUAUGUUUAUAAGCGUUCCUCUGUUUGAGUUUUGAUUUUAGGAGUUGCCAGUGUCAUGUUCCUCUUCGUCACCAUCUCUCCGGGACUGAUUCAGGACUCAGUGUAACCUCAGCACUAACUCACUGUGUUACCCUUGAAUAUAGAAAACUGUUAGACUACUACGCUUUUACUUUUUUUAAAAACGCGGCUAAUUUUUGCAAGGGCAUGAGUUUUUGAGCCCUCAAACCUGUUAAUUUACAUGUACUGUAUAUGCAAGCUUUUAUUCAUCAUUUUAAUAAUGUCAGUGUUGUAUUUCAUUGACCCACAUGCAUGUGACGUGUUGUCUUGUGUGUGGACAAACUCCCGUGAAUGUGAUUUUAUUACGUGUGUGCUGUGGGUUUCUGGCUA